AUGAAGGCCUUCAUUGAGAAGGAGGCUCAAGAGAAGGCUAAGGAGAUCAGAUUGAAGGCUGAUGAAGAAUAUGAAAUUGAGAAGUCAUCAAUUGUCAGAAGUGAAUCAGCUGCCAUUGAUUCUUCUUUUGAACAAAAGUUAAAGAAAGCUUCAUUGGCUCAACAAAUCACCAAAUCUACUAUUGCCAACAAGACCAGAUUGAAGGUGUUAUCCAAGAAGGAAGAAGUUUUGGAUGAAAUCUUUGCUGAUGCUGCAAAGGAAUUGAAGCAAUUGGUUAGUAAGGAAGCCAAUUUCAAGCCUAUUUUGGAAGGAUUGAUCGAAGAAGGUUUGUUAGCUUUCUUGGAAAAUAAGGUUACUAUUAAAGUCAGAGAAUGUGAUGUUAAAAUUGCUAAGAGUGCCAGUGAACAAGCUGCUAAGAACUUUGAAGCUAAGGCUAAGUUUCCUGUCACCAUUACAGUUGAUGAAACCAACUUUUUGGAUAAGGACUCUAUUGGGGGUGUAGUAUUGGUUAACAGUACGGGUAAGAUUGAAGUUGAUAAUACUUUAGAAGAAAGAUUAAAGUUGUUGUCUGAACUGGCUUUGCCAGGUAUUAGAUUGGAAUUAUUUGGACCUUCCCCCUCAAGAAAGUUCUUUGAUUAA
Messenger RNA from Lizanozyma spartinae, 639 nucleotides. RefSeq names its product H(+)-transporting V1 sector ATPase subunit E (gene VMA4). The record is from RefSeq and is a predicted model, not a curated record. The transcript has a single exon. Gene Ontology annotation, biological process: proton transmembrane transport. The coding region runs from base 1 to 639 and encodes 212 amino acids. NCBI's taxonomy places the organism in Eukaryota, Fungi, Ascomycota, Pichiomycetes, Serinales, Debaryomycetaceae. Gene Ontology annotation, cellular component: proton-transporting two-sector ATPase complex, catalytic domain. Gene Ontology annotation, molecular function: proton-transporting ATPase activity, rotational mechanism.